This is a messenger RNA of Dermatophagoides pteronyssinus (European house dust mite), 273 nucleotides long. The record is from the annotation of a RefSeq genome assembly. NCBI's taxonomy places the organism in Eukaryota, Metazoa, Arthropoda, Arachnida, Sarcoptiformes, Pyroglyphidae.
AUGAUAAGGGGGUUUUUAAUUCUUUUUCUUUUUUAUUUUUAUCUUUCUAUUUCUAGUAGUACUAAUAUUUUAAUUUUACUUAUUUUAGUUGAGUUUAUAAUUUUGUUUUGUUUUAUGCAUAUGGUUUUUUUAAGGUUUUCUUAUAUUGUGGGCUUAUUUUUUAUUUUAAUUGGGGUUUGCAUGGGGGCUUAUUCUAUUUGUGUAUUUAUUUUUCUUUAUCGUUCUAAAUCUUCUUCUUAUAUUUUAUCAAGUAGGUUAGAGCUUUUGUAUUAA